ACCGCCACGCCCAGCUAAUUUUUGUAUUUUUAGUAGAGAUGGGGUUUUGCCAUAUUGGCCAGGCUGAUCUUGAACUACUGACCUCGUGAUCCACCUGCCUCGGCCUCCCAAAGUGUUGGGAUUACAGGCGUGAACCACCAUGCCUGGCCAAGCCCAGUCUUUUACAACUGAGAACCCUGAGGUUGGUAGAAGGGAGGUGACCUGCCCACACCAGGAGUUAGCAGAAACUUGAACCCAUAUUUCUUUACUGCUCAUGGGCAGAGUAAUACUGCUGCUAUGAUUCCCAGGAGAGAAACGGAACUUUGCUAAACUACCACUUUGGACAAACUCAAAAGCAGAUGGGCCAUAUUUGUGGUCUAAACGCACUUGGAGGCCAGAGACCCUCUGUUACAUAGUGCCUGUGUCAGACAGCCCUAGAAUUUGGAUCCUGGGGCUGGAAAAAGAUGAGAAUGCUAGGAGACUUUGGUUGUGGCAGACUGCCUCUCAAUGGGGCCCACUGUGUUGGCAGAGUGCCAGCGGUGGACUCCUGAUACCUGCAUUUGCAGAACUGAUAGCUGCGGCGAGGCAGUGGUUUGCAGCAGUAUAGCGUUCUCACAACAUCUCUGGCCACUUCUAGAGGCAGAGGACGGGGUCAGCACCAUGGACAGCCCCACGGUCCCGCCUCCCUUUCGUGUGUCAGAACACGCGACCCGGACUAGUCUGGUCUGGUGACGGCCCUAGUCACUGCUGGCUGUUCUAAGCAGGGCGAGGGACUCCCGUGGGUCCCAGAGCAGUCCUUUCGCCCUAGCCGGCUUCUUGCUCUCCUGCGUCCAGUGCUGCUUCCCUCGCUAGCCCCAGGGGUACGAAGGCUCGUGUCGGGAGGUGCGCCCCUCCGGGGCCCGCCGGCCGUCAGACUCGAAGCUGUGGCUGUCAUUGCUUCUACAAUCAGUGCAUGUUCUUCGCUGACGUCAGUCGGAGCUGUCCUGUCGCUAUAUAAGGCUGGCGGCAGUCCCGGGACAGACCCUGUGUUCCCCAAAGCGCCUUCGGCCCGCCCCGAGGGACAGAGACUGGAGCUCAAUCUUGGACCGUACAAACGCUCGCAGACAACCUGGCCGGCGGCACCAUGAGGCAGGCGGGAUGCGCGGCGCUGCUGGCUGCGCUGCUGCUCCUGCUACAGCUGUGCCCUGGGAACAGCCAGAGGAGCCCCAAGGCGGCCGGGGUCCAGGACCCGAGUCUGCGCUGGAGCCCCGGGGCACGGAACCAGGGCGGCGGAGCCCGUGCGCUCCUCUUGCUGCUGGCGGAGCGCUUCCCACGCCGCGCGGGGCUAGGCGAGCGGCUGCGGCGGGACAACCCUCCUCUGUCCAUUGACCUCACCUUUCACUUGCUGCGGACCCUGCUGGAGCUGGCGCGGAUGCAGAACCAGCGGGAGCGCGCCGAGCAGAACCGCAUCAUAUUCGACUCGGUGGGCAAGUGAUGACCCGGUUUGUGGCCGCGAAAACUUUGACCCCUUUCCCCCACCCCAGGGUUGGGAUGAGGGGCAGAGCCACCAGGGCACUCUCUGCUUGACUAUUUUUUAAUAAAAGUACUGAAGACCC
This is a messenger RNA of Piliocolobus tephrosceles (Ugandan red Colobus), 1574 nucleotides long. RefSeq names its product urocortin (gene UCN). Gene Ontology annotation, cellular component: extracellular region. The transcript has 2 exons. Gene Ontology annotation, molecular function: hormone activity. Bases 1103 to 1453 code for a protein of 116 amino acids. Gene Ontology annotation, biological process: negative regulation of feeding behavior. Lineage: Eukaryota; Metazoa; Chordata; Mammalia; Primates; Cercopithecidae. The record is from RefSeq and is a predicted model, not a curated record.